This is a messenger RNA of Dipodomys ordii (Ord's kangaroo rat), 1456 nucleotides long. RefSeq names its product farnesyltransferase, CAAX box, alpha (gene Fnta). Gene Ontology annotation, cellular component: CAAX-protein geranylgeranyltransferase complex; cytoplasm; protein farnesyltransferase complex. The transcript is spliced from 9 exons. The record is from RefSeq and is a predicted model, not a curated record. The coding region runs from base 32 to 1171 and encodes 379 amino acids. Gene Ontology annotation, molecular function: protein farnesyltransferase activity; CAAX-protein geranylgeranyltransferase activity. Gene Ontology annotation, biological process: protein geranylgeranylation; protein farnesylation. NCBI's taxonomy places the organism in Eukaryota, Metazoa, Chordata, Mammalia, Rodentia, Heteromyidae.
CUCCGCUGCCUCCGCUGCGGGCUGUGGUGUGAUGGCUGCCACCGAAGGAGUCGGGGAAGCUGCGACGGGUGGCGAGUCUGGCCAGCCCGAGCAGCCGCCGCCCCAGCCGCACCCACCGCCACCCCAGGAGCUGCUGGGAGAAGAGAUGGCGGCGGAGGCCGGAGAAGCAGUGGUUUCCCCAGUGGACGAUGGGUUUGUGAGCCUGGACUCGCCCACCUACGUCCUGUACAGAGACAGAGCAGAAUGGGCUGAUAUAGAUCCAGUGCCACAGAAUGAUGGUCCCAGUCCAGUGGUCCAGAUUAUCUACAGUGAGAAAUUUAGAGAUGUUUAUGAUUAUUUCCGAGCUGUUCUGCAGCGUGAUGAAAGAAGUGAACGUGCCUUUAAGCUCACCCGAGAUGCAAUAGAGUUAAAUGCUGCCAAUUAUACAGUUUGGCAUUUUCGGAGAGUUCUCUUAAAAUCACUUCAAAAGGAUCUGCAUGAGGAAAUGAACUACAUCACUGCAAUAAUUGAAGAACAGCCCAAAAACUAUCAAGUUUGGCACCAUAGGCGAGUAUUAGUAGAGUGGCUGAAGGACCCAUCUCAGGAGCUUGAGUUUAUUGCUGAUAUUCUUAAUCAGGAUGCAAAGAAUUAUCAUGCCUGGCAGCAUCGACAAUGGGUCAUUCAGGAAUUUAGACUUUGGGAUAAUGAGCUGCAGUAUGUAGACCAGCUUCUCAAAGAGGAUGUAAGAAAUAACUCUGUCUGGAACCAAAGAUAUUUUGUCAUUUCUAAUACUACUGGCUACAAUGAUCGUACUGUAUUGGAGAGAGAAGUCCAGUAUACUCUGGAAAUGAUCAAACUUGUGCCACAUAAUGAAAGUGCAUGGAACUACUUGAAAGGAAUUCUGCAGGAUCAUGGUCUUUCCAGAUACCCUAAUCUGUUAAAUCAACUCCUUGAUUUGCAACCAAGUCACAGCUCUCCAUACCUAAUUGCCUUUCUUGUGGAUAUCUAUGAAGACAUGCUAGAAAACCAAUGUGAUAACAAGGAGGACAUUCUUAAUAAAGCAUUAGAGUUAUGUGAAGUCCUAGCUAAAGAAAAGGACACUAUAAGAAAGGAAUAUUGGAGAUAUAUUGGAAGAUCUCUUCAAAGCAAACACAGUAGAGAAAGUGACUUACCCUCAAAUGUACAACAGUAACAUGACCCACAAUUUGAUGGGAUGCUUUUAUUUAUUUAAGGGACUCUACAGCAGGAGUUUAAAACUAGGGUGAUCAUGCUGUAAAACAUGCAUUGCACAGGUAUUGCUUUUUAACAAGAACUAAGUGUAAUGUUCCUUAGGUGCUGCUAUUCAGACUAGCUCUAGGAAAUUUGAUUCAUUUAAAGCUAAGUAUCGAGCAGGAAAGGGGAAGGAAAAGGUCUCAUAAGGGAACUAGUACUUUUGUAGUCUUAUCAACAUUUAAUCUGAAUGUAGAUUAGAUAGUAC